GAGCACGGGCCGGGAAUCUUCACGGGCCGCUGGACGUCGCCGACCGACGCGAACCCGCUGCCCGCGCCCGCGCCGCGCGGCCGGCCGGGCGAGGGCGUGAAGUGGGACGCCUACGCGGGCCCCGUCAAGCCCCACGAGACGCACGCCGGCGGCAUCUGCACGGGUGGAUGGACGUCGACGUCGACGGACACGCCCAUGGUCGAGGGCUCGGAGGACUCGGUCGUGCCCGUGGACGAGAGCUCGGAGGUGGCCGUCGAGGUGUCCCACGCGACGACGAAGUUCCGCCUCUUCCAGGAGAGCUGGCUCGACGUGAACCCGGCGCUGACGUGCAUCAAGUGCGUCGGCGUCGGCGUCUGCCCGUCGAUCCGCGCGGAGGCCUGCACGGGAUGCAGCGGGUGCUCGCUGCUGUACUGCGACACGUGCAUCCGCCUCGGCCUCGGCGCGGCGCCGAACUCUUCCAAGAACCCCAUGCGCGAGGGCACCAAGGACUUCCGCCGCCGCGCCGUCGUGGCCCACCGCCUGCAGUACCACCCGAGCGAGCAGCCGAGCGUCGUUUCCGCGUUCGAGAAGUCCAUCGACGGCCUGAAGAAGCACGUGAAGACGGUGAUGCGGAGCGUCUACUUCCUGGCCAAGAAGAACGUGGCGAUAAGAAACGUGAAGGACCUGGUGCACCUCCUCCGCCAGUCCGGCGCGGCGCUGGGGAAGGCGUACGUCAACGAUCACGCGGCGGCGGACUUCGUGCUCGCCCUGGCGCACGUCGUGCGCGCGCCCAUCAUCGCCGCGGCGCAGGCGCCGCGCCCCAAGGCGGUCAUGAUGGACGAGAGCACGGACGUGUCGCACUCGGGCAACAUGAUCAUCUACCUGCGCGUCUUCAUCAAGGGCAAGUACACGACGGUCUUCUGGCGCAUCUUGCACGUGCCGGACGCCACGGCGCUGGGCCUCUUCACGGCGCUCGCCGCCGCCUUCGAGAUGGACGGCAUCCCGACGUCGACGAUCGUCUCCUUCGCGUCCGACGGCGCCGCGGUCUUGAUGGGCAGCGUCAACGGCGUCGCCGUGCGCGCGCGCAAGCGCUUCAACGCGCGCAUCGUCGUCGCGCACUGCGUGGGGCACCGGCACGCCCUGACGGCCGUCGACGCGGCCACGGGCAACCUCGUCGCCGAGACGCUCGACACGUCCAUGGCGGAGGUCGUCACGUACCACAGCAACUCGAACCAGCGGCGCGACCACCUCGCGAAGCUCCAGGAGUCGUUGAAGAUCCCGAGGCUCGCGGUCCUUUCUUUUGUCAGGACUCGGUGGCUGUGCCGCGGCCAGGUGUCCGCGCGCCUGCUGACGGCGCUCCCGGCCCUGCAGUUGGAGUUCAAGGCCGACGCCGAGGCGAACGUGAAGACGGCGGCGGCGCUCUACGAGCUCACGACCUCCUACGCCUUCGUCCUGUCGUUGGUCAUCUUCGCCGACAUCCUGCGCCAGCUCAACCUGGUCAGCCUCUGCUUCCAGAAGGAGCACGUGCGCUACAGCGACGUCUCGCGGACGCUCGCGUCGGUGAAGAAGGGCCUGGACACGUGCUACCUGGACCGGGCGGGCUUCGUCGGCGGCUCGCACUACGGCGUUUUCGCCGCGGCGCAGGACACGGAGAUGGAGACCUUCUGCUACCGCGGCAUGACGCUCACCUUCGACGGCGAGGCCGACGGCCGCGUCAAGGCCGGCGCGGUCGCCUUCGCCGGCGCCGUGAGCCGCGGCUACGACGACCGGUUCCCCCACGACAAGAUCCUGGUCGCGUUGGAGAAAUUCGACUUCACGCAGAUGCCCGUCGGGGAGGCCUGGGACAAGGUCAAGGCCACCUACGGCAACGCCGAGAUCGAGGUGCUCGCGUCGCACUACGGCUACAACAUGUCCGUCGACGGCACGGUCUACGAGCCCCAGUUGGACCCCAUGCAGCUCCGCGCCGAGUGGUCCGCGUUCAAGAACGUGCUCCAGGACAUGAAGCUGUCGGGCGUCACGCUCGACGAGGGCUACGCGACGCUCCUGGCGAGCAACGGCAUGCCGAACAGCAAGCUCCUCGCGGCCAUCUCGCUCGCCAUCGUGCUGUCGACGGUCUGCUGCGAGCGCGGCUUCUCGACGAUGGCGUGGGUCAAGUCGAAGCUGCGGAACCGCAUGAGCAUCAUCAUGUUUUUCGGCACAAUACAGCCGAGAUAG
Aureococcus anophagefferens is the source of this 2193-nucleotide messenger RNA. Its product is annotated as expressed protein. The record is from RefSeq and is a predicted model, not a curated record. The annotation marks the transcript as partial. Lineage: Eukaryota; Pelagophyceae; Pelagomonadales; Pelagomonadaceae. The transcript has 2 exons.